AAAGGGCAGCUUCCUGGUUGGAGAGCACCUCGCUGGGGCCAUGGCCGCGCGGGGGGAACCCGGGCGGCAGAGGCAGGAGGCGGUGGCGGCCGUGGUGGUGGUGGGCUCCUGCAUGACCGACCUGGUCAGGUCAUUCCUUUCUCCGCUAUGAAUCAUCUCGGAGAAUCUGUAACAAGCACAUCAUUGUCAAGAAGUUAAAAGCAAUGAUAAGUUGUUCUGUUAACACCUGUCAGUGAAAUAACUCAGAGCACAAAACCCGGGCAAUUGAAGGAGUUGACAAGUAUUAUUAAACCUGUUUUGCAAGAGAAGAAGCUGGUUCAAAGAGGGAAAAGCUGUCAAAGGACGGCCUGAGGAACCAGAAACCCAGGAGUGGACAGGGUGGCACUGUUAGGCUGCACCUGCAAGAAGCCAGCUGGAGCCCAGGAAGAACCAGUGGCUGGAAGCAGAUGCAGGCAGGACAGAUGACUGAGUCUUACUUCUCGUUUGCCAAAAACCGGAGAAACCAUCCAUGGACAUAAGUUUUUUAUUGGCUUUGGAGGGAAAGGUGCCAACCAGUGUGUCCAAGCUGCUAGGCUUGGAGCAAAGACGGCCAUGGUGUGCAAGGUUGGCAAAGAUUCUUUUGGCAAUGAUUACAUAGAAAACUUUAAACAGAAUGAUAUUUCUACAGAAUUUACAUAUCAAACUAAAGAUGCUGCUACAGGAACUGCUUCUAUAAUUGUCAAUAAAGAAGGCCAGAAUAUCAUCGUGAUAGUGGCUGGAGCAAAUUUACUUUUGAAUACUGAAGACCUGAGAGAAGCAGCCAAUGCCAUUAGCAGCGCCAAAGUAAUGAUCUGCCAGCUAGAAGUAACUCCAGCAAUUUCUUUGGAAGCCCUAACAAUGGCCCACAGCAGUGGAGUGAAAACACUGUUCAACCCAGCUCCCGCCACUGCUGACCUGGACCCCCGGUUCUACACCCUCUCAGAUGUGUUCUGCUGCAAUGAAACUGAGGCGGAGAUUCUCACCAGCCUGGCGGUCAGCAGCCCCGCGGACGCGGGGAAGGCCGCGCUGGUGCUCCUGGAAAGGGGCUGCCGCGUGGUGAUCAUCACCUUGGGCGCGGCAGGGUGCGUGCUGCUGUCUCAGGCAGAGCCUGUUCCAAAGUACAUUCCCACGGAGAAGGUCAAGGCUGUGGAUACCACGGGUGCUGGUGACAGUUUCGUAGGAGCUUUGGCCUUCUACCUGGCUUACUACCCAAAUCUGUCCUUGGAAGAAAUGCUCAAGAGAUCCAAUUUCAUCGCAGCAGUCAGCGUCCAGGCUGCAGGGACACAGUCAUCCUAUCCAUACAAGAAAGACCUGCCACUUGAUUUGUUUUGAUUGCUACUAACUCAAACAUAAAAAUACCUGGAAAUAAAAUGUUCUUAAAGGUG
Molecule: messenger RNA, 1403 nt
Organism: Myotis daubentonii (Daubenton's bat)
Lineage: Eukaryota; Metazoa; Chordata; Mammalia; Chiroptera; Vespertilionidae
Gene: RBKS
Product: ribokinase
Biological process (GO): D-ribose metabolic process
Cellular component (GO): cytosol
Molecular function (GO): ribokinase activity
Source: RefSeq, a predicted model, not a curated record